AAUUCGAAGUUCUCCAGGCACGAGCUGUUGUGGAUAUUGAUUCCUAAGCUCCCUUGCGGCCUCUCCGGUAAGACAGGGAAGGGAAGAAGCGCGCAGCUCGAUCGGUGUAGAGGAACUCACAGAAUAGUUGACCUUUCAUUGCCUAGCUUGCUUCUGCUUCACUUCCAUUUUGAGUUUCUUCUGGCAAUCUUUUGUUUUCGUGUUUCGCUUCUUAUUCUCGCUUGGCCGAAGACACUAUAUUUCUGUUUGGGACUAUAGUUCCUCAUUUCUAUGUAGGUUCCAUUUUUUUCACCUGAACUCUGAAUGUACUAAGCGUGUCGACUCGCAUUUCUUCAUGGGUUCUAUCAGUUUUAAUCCUUUCGAUAAUUGGUUCAGAAAGCCACCAAACCCCAUUCCUCCCUUAAAUCUUUUGAAUUUCUCGGACUCGUUUUCUCUACGGACACCUCAUUCAAGUUCUCCAAAUUUUGCUGCCAUUAGCGUCCCUAAUUUCUUCAAAGGAAAGCCUAAAAAACCUAAGGAUGAGCCCGGUUAUUACAGGAAAAUGGCUGACCAGUUCUUCUGGGAGUGUGAGAAUUUACCCGAUUAUAGACAUGCUCCUGAAGUUGAGAAGAUCUUGAACGAUGACCCCGUAUUCGAAAAGAAAGAAAACCCUACUGAAGAGGAAAUACGAGAGAAUGAAAGGGUCUUGGAAGAGAUAAGAAACAGCCCUGUCAUGCAGUUCUUGGCCAGAGCAGAGGAAAUUGCAGAUAAGAUGAAUGAAUUGGAGCUGAAAGAGAAUGAAAACCCUUACCACAAAGAGGACCGGGAGCUCUGGAAGGCGCUUCCACAUGUGCCUGGAUUGGAUGGGCGACCCAUGCCAAGGAAGGCUCUGAAGACGAAGCAAGAGGCAGAUGAUAAGUUUUGGGAUUUUGCAAGGCAGUUCUUCUUCGGCCUCUGGGGGUUUAAGCAGAGGCCGUAUCCGCCGGGUCGGCCAAUCGAUGUUGCUCAAGCAAUUGGGUAUAAGAGGCUUGAGAAGCGAUACUAUGAUUUUAUCAUGAGGAGUGGAGGUUGGUACUAUAAGGAUCGGUUGGGGCGUACACGGGGACCAUGUGAGCUGAUUACUCUUAAAACAUCAUGGGGUGCUGGGAUAAUUGAUAAGAAUACUUUCAUUUGGGGUGAGGAUAUGGAUGAAUGGGCGCCUAUCCACAUGGUUUAUGGCUUGGAACGUGCAAUUGCUACAUGGGAAGUUAGACUAGGCGCUUCAGCAACAGCUUUUCUUCACAAACUGCAGAAAGGUAUACCACCAUGGGUUCCUCUUAAAGGAUUUGAAAAGAAGACUUACAAGCAGCUCCAAGAAGAGGCUAUAGAAAGCAAGAGACGUGAUUUAGCAGUACUGGAAGCUAAUGAUGGUGUUUGGCCUGGAGUUAGAAUUCCCAGUCAUGCUCUAUUUCUUUGGGCUAGUGGUUCAGAACUGACCACUAUUUUGGAGCAGGAUCACAUGCCCAACAAAUACAUCCCCAAAGAUCUUAGGCAACAGUUGGCUAAAAUUAUUCCUGGGUUAAGGCCAUGGGAAGUUCUAAGUAUUGAACAAGCAAUGGAUCAAAUAACAUAUAAUGGCGAGUGGUACCGUGAACCUCUUGGUUCCUACAGUACUGGCCCUCCAUACAUCAGGCACUGGAAUAAGGAUGUUAUGAGGUUGUACAAGUUAUUUGACACUCUUAAUACUCGGGUGUUUAAGAAAAUGGAGAGGACGAUUCCUGGCUUUGAUAAAAUAAUGAAUAAGGUGAUGAAUGAAUAUUAUGAUAGGCUUGCCAAAUUGGAGGAGAAGAAAAAAGAAAAGAGAAGCGGCAAACUAUAACAUUUCCAUCGUCUAAGUUCUGCAAAUCAAACGCAAGACACUAUUGUGUUUAUGGUCACAGGUUCUGUGCACUUUCAAGCUCCAACAAAGUUGCAUGGUCUCUUGUUGGACUUGUACUGACACAAGUAGUUAGUCAGUGAUGAGUAAUUUUUGUGCACUUUCAUUCAAGGGACUCGAAAAAAUUGCUUCUAAAUUCUCUUGGAGCCUUCAAUGUAAUACAUCUAUGAAUUUCUUCUAGUUUUUAUCAUUAAUGUGUUUCUAUAUCUAUUUAA
Molecule: messenger RNA, 2109 nt
Organism: Prosopis cineraria
Lineage: Eukaryota; Viridiplantae; Streptophyta; Magnoliopsida; Fabales; Fabaceae
Product: protein TIC 56, chloroplastic
Exons: 5
Coding region: 335-1837 (500 amino acids)
Source: RefSeq, a predicted model, not a curated record